AGAGUCGCUCCAAGACACCCCAGCGGCUCCUGCCUACCGGCACAAACAGGGAGAAAUUUGGCCACGGAGAGAGGGAGGGCCGCCAGAAGAGGUGUCAGCAUGCCGUCUGCUUUCCAGUUUCAGUGCCACCUCGUUCUCAUCUUCCUGGCAGCCUCCAAGGGGGAAACCAGAUACCUAGAGGUGAGGGAUGGUGGUGAAGAUGAGCCCUUCCUACUCCUCAGUGAAGAUCUGAAGCGAGAGCUGUCUGCAGGACAGAUCUACCGACGGUCACUCCGGUGCAUUGACAUGCUGAGUAUAGAGGGGCAGUUCACCUUCACCGCAGACCAACCACAGCUGCACUGCGCAACCUUCUUCAUCGGGGAGCCCGAGGAGCUCAUCACAGUAGAGUACGACUUUGUGAACAUCGACUGCCAAGGGGGUGACUUCCUGAAGGUAUUUGAUGGCUGGAUACUCAAAGGAGAGAAAUUUCCAAGUUCCUUGGACCAUCCCCUCACUGCUUCUCAAAGAUAUGUAGACUUUUGUGAAAGUGGAAACAUUCAGCGGAGCAUCAGGUCAUCACAGAACGUAGCAAUGAUCUUCUUCAGGAUUCAUCAGCCAGGCAAUGGAUUUACUGUCACAAUCAAGAAAAAUACCAAUCUCUUUCCUUGCAACGUCAUCUCUCAGACUCCUUCAGGAAGGUUUACCAUGGUCAUUCCUCACCAGCAUAGAAACUGCAGCUUCUCAAUAAUCUACCCAGUUGUGAUAAAAAUAUCUGAUCUUAUCCUAGGACAUUUAAAUGGCCUCUUUUUAAAGAAACCAUCAGUAGGCUGUGCAGGAGUGGGAGAUUUUGUAGAGCUUCUAGGAGGAGCUGGCUUAGACCCAUCCAAGAUGUUUCCACUAGCUGACCUCUGUCACUCCUUUCAUGGGUCUGCCCAAAUGAAGAUUGGCUGUGACAACACCGUGCUGCGAAUGGUCUCCAGUGGCAAACACAUCAACCGUGUGACAUUUGAGUAUCAUCAACUUGAUCUGCAGGAAACAGAAACGAGAAAGGAGAACAGCAUUGAGGAAUUCUGCUUUCCUAGUAUCUGAGAAACCAGGCCAUGUAUUUUCACAUAGCUAAUGAAAAUAAGGUUCUGGGGAAUUAAAACAGUUUAUUUUUUCCUUUAA
Pseudopipra pipra is the source of this 1146-nucleotide messenger RNA. It is a transcript of the gene CRHBP, whose product is annotated as corticotropin releasing hormone binding protein. The transcript has 7 exons. Bases 100 to 1068 code for a protein of 322 amino acids. Gene Ontology annotation, biological process: negative regulation of corticotropin secretion; hormone-mediated signaling pathway; negative regulation of corticotropin-releasing hormone receptor activity. Gene Ontology annotation, molecular function: corticotropin-releasing hormone binding. The record is from RefSeq and is a predicted model, not a curated record. Lineage: Eukaryota; Metazoa; Chordata; Aves; Passeriformes; Pipridae.